Messenger RNA from Pseudophryne corroboree (corroboree frog), 1404 nucleotides. RefSeq names its product interleukin 6 (gene IL6). The transcript is spliced from 4 exons. Gene Ontology annotation, molecular function: interleukin-6 receptor binding; cytokine activity. Lineage: Eukaryota; Metazoa; Chordata; Amphibia; Anura; Myobatrachidae. Gene Ontology annotation, cellular component: extracellular region. Gene Ontology annotation, biological process: T-helper 17 cell lineage commitment; immune response. Bases 119 to 616 code for a protein of 165 amino acids. The record is from RefSeq and is a predicted model, not a curated record.
UACAUCAGCUCGGCUCCUGGUCUAUUUGCUAUUAGCUGUCCUUGCGAGGUCUGUGUGCUCAGCACCUGUUUCCUCUGGCGCAGCAGCCGAGGAUGAAAAUACUAUAUCUAAGUCCGCUAUGGAGAAUCCUGUUGAAUUGGCCAAACUGAUAGCACAGGAGACUGACAACUUAUACAGAGAGCUCUGUGAAACUCCCCGCCUCUGUGGCAACAGUAUGGAACGACAUUUCAAAAAGGAGCUGAAACUCCCCGAAAUCACAGUUUCAGAUAGAUGUCUGAGCUCAGGAUUCAGGAAGGAAAGGUGUCUGCACAAGAUCCACCGUGACCUCCUGCGAUUCCAGAUAUACCUGGUGUUUCUGAAAGACUCUUUCAAAGACAAGAAACAAACUGUAGAGUUUAUACAACUGAAAACACACACACUGGCAGAAACUGUUAAAAGGAUGGAAAAAAACCCAGAAGAAGAGAUAGAAGAGACCAGCACUGACAUCUCCGUUGAUGAACUAAAGAGUAGCGAUAUCUGGAACGAGAAAGUUACAACUUAUAUAAUCCUGCAAUCAUUCAAAGACUACAUGGAAAAGACAACACGAGCUGUGCGUCACAGCGUAAAAGGAAAUUGAUGAACUUACCCAUCCUCACUACUGUGUAGUGCAGACCAAUUGUUCUAUUUUUAGAACUUAGAGUGCUAUUUAUGAUUAUUUUAUUUAUAUAAUAAUUUAAAAUUUUAUAAUGUGUUAAAUUAUUUGAAGUACUGAAAUAGUUAUGUUAUAUUAUACAGUUUGAUAUUUGUUUUAUAAGAGGGUUUUUAUUUAUUUUACAUUAUUGGGGGCAUACUGUAGAACAGACCGCAUAUGCCAGUAGCGUUCAACCAGGGUUCUUAUAUAUGGUUAGUAUUAAUAAUCGGGUCAGAAUAGCCAUGGACGGAACCCAGACUUUCCAAAUUAGUGUUUACAGAAGUCUGCAAACCAUAUGUAUGUUAUGCAUACGUGAAGAAUGUAAAUGUACACUAGUUUACAGAAGUCUUGUACUGGAUUAAUUUGCAUGCCACAGUGCUCAUCAGAGCCAACCCACAUGUGUACAUCUGGCCAAUGGGAUGAUGUGAACGGAUGUUUGGUUCUUAAGCAAGUGUCGUACCCUGAAAAUAAUCUGGCAAAUUUAGAAAUUAACAUUACACUAGAUGACCUGUAAAAGAUGAUUUCUCGUUAACAAUUUCCCUUAAACUCCCCCGGCAGUCCUGGGCAAACAAUAUAGUACAAUACACAUGAUAUAUCUUAAGAUCUGGGAGUGGCUACAUCCAGGAGCAUGCUGCCGUUGAAGAUAGCUUCAGAUCUUCUCUGCAGCAAAGAAGAUCAGAAGCUCCGCCCAACGACCAAUGGGACCGCGCAGUGAUUGUUAUCGUUCACAGACA